AUGCAACGGUCUUAUAUACAAAAACCCUCUGAGUUUUGUAAUCAUCCUAAAAAUGGUGUCUGCCCAAGAUGUAGUUUAAAGGCAUCCUUUGAUAAUAUUGAUGAAAAUAGGAAAGAUGAAAUAUAUAAUAUAACUACAAAUAUUUCAACACAAUCAACGUCAUCAUUACUAAGAUUUUUUGAUUCAACAUUUUUUACUAUUCAUCAUGCAAUACACCAUCUUCAGUCAUCACUAGAUUCUAAUGCAUUAUUACAUCUUGGAAAUUCUUUAUUUAAAUUUCCCAAACAAUCUGUUGAUUUUUAUUUACCACAAUUAUUAUUGUUAUAUGUCAAUAAACGACAGGUUGCAGAACAUAUUCAUUCAUAUCUUAUGGAACGUUGUCAAGAAAGUAUUGAAUUUUCAGUCAAUUGUGUUAUUCUACUUGAAAGCUUUAAUACAGACAAUUGGAAGAUAAAUAGAUCAGGUUGCCGGGGAUACAAAUUAAAGCAACAAAUAUUAAAUGAAUUUUAUAGGAAUGGAGCAAAGUAUGAUCAAAUUCAUUUUAUUAAACCUACAGUAGAAUCAUUAGAAAUAAAUACAUGUGAAUGUAUUGAAGAAUUUGAUUUAUCUAAAUGUAAUCUUUUACAAGUAAUGAAAUAUGUAUGUGAAUGUGGUAUGAAAAAGUUUAGACCAGAAUUAGAAUUUAUUCAAAGUUUAAUAGGUAUUGGAAAUUAUUUAAAAGAAAUUCCAGCUGGAAUAGAACGUACAAAUAAAUUAUUUUCUAGUAUAGAUAAAUUAAAUGAAAAUUUACCUUCAAGGGUAUGGUUACCAUUAUAUAGUGAUACAACUCAUUUUAUUUUAAAAAUUGUUCCAAAAAUUGCAUGUGUAUUAAAUAGUAAAGAUAGGGCACCAUUUUAUGUUAUUAUGGAGGCUGUUGAAGUUGACAAUAUUUGUCGAUCCACUUUACCAAAUGAUGUUAUUAAUUUAUCUAUUAAUGAAUUAAAAGAAAAGUAUAAAAAUUAUGAUAAUGAAAAUGAUAUAUUUUCAAUGAAAAUAAAUGAAAGUAAUAUUGAUGAGGAAUCUAAACAAUCUUCAAUUUUUUCUGAAAGUUGGGAUUCAUUGUAUUCAAAAAUUAAAAGAGAUAGUAUUUAUUCAUUUUUACCUAAUUGGACAAUAUUACCUGUAAUUGUUAAAACGGGAGACGAUUUACGCCAAGAACUUAUAGCAUACCAAUUAUUAUGUUUAUUUCAAGAGAUAUGGACAUCAGAAUAUAUACCAUUAUAUCUUAAACCAUAUAGAAUAAAUGUCUUAUCAGCAGAUGCUGGUUUAAUUGAACCAAUUAAAAAUGCUAUAUCAUUACAUCAAUUAAAAAAAAAACUUAGUAUGGAAAAUGAAAAUGGUAUACCACCAACAUUAUUAGAAUAUUUUAUAACUAAAUAUGGAUCAAUUGAUACGGUGAAUUUUAUAAAAGCUAGGCAAAAUUUUGUUAGAUCAUGUGCAGCAUAUAGUUUAAUAUGUUAUUUUCUUCAGGUAAAAGAUCGUCAUAAUGGUAAUAUAUUAUUAGAUGAAGAUGGGCAUUUAAUACAUAUUGACUUUGGAUUUAUUCUUAAUCAAUCACCAAAAAAUCUUGGUUUUGAGACAUCUCCUUUUAAAUUAACACCUGAAAUUGUAGAUUUAAUGGGUGGACCAACAGGUGAAGAUUUUGAAGAGUACAAAUUAUUAAUGUUAAGAGGUUUAAUUGCAACCAGAAAACAUCAUGAUAGAAUUAUAUCAUUAAUGAAUAUUAUGACAAAUGACUGUCAAAUUCCAUGUUUUCGUUAUGGUCCUUCACUUGUUAAAGGAAUGUUAGAACGUUUUCACAUUUCUUUGACAGAUGAUGAACUUCAUGAGCUUAUAUUUAAUAUGGUAGAAUAUUCUAGAGGCUCACUUACAACUCGCCUAUAUGACAAUUUCCAAUAUUAUACUAAUGGUAUAUUAUAA
Messenger RNA from Strongyloides ratti, 1959 nucleotides. RefSeq names its product Phosphatidylinositol 4-kinase beta. NCBI's taxonomy places the organism in Eukaryota, Metazoa, Nematoda, Chromadorea, Rhabditida, Strongyloididae. The record is from RefSeq and is a predicted model, not a curated record. Gene Ontology annotation, molecular function: 1-phosphatidylinositol 4-kinase activity. Gene Ontology annotation, cellular component: membrane; cytoplasm. Gene Ontology annotation, biological process: phosphatidylinositol phosphate biosynthetic process; phosphatidylinositol-mediated signaling. The transcript has 2 exons. The coding region runs from base 1 to 1959 and encodes 652 amino acids.